CAAACAUCCGGUUUGUAGAAAGUAGGAACAAAAAAAAAAAAAACCAAAAAAAAGCAACAAUGUUUUGACACACGUUUUGCCAAACUGUAGUUACGUUUUCUUGUGUUGUUUCCAGGUUGUUGCAAUAUGAAGAUGGAGGAUGGCACCUUGAUUUCAAGCAGUGAGGACAUUUCUUCGCUGUUCCCGAUCCAGACGCCGAGUGCCAAGUACCAAGAUUUGGGCAGCCAGUUUUCCGGCGUGAGAAAAGUUUCCGGCGAUGGGAACUGCUUCUACAGAGCCUUCUGCUUCGCACACUUAGAGUCAGUCCUACACAGUGCCAGGGCUUUGCAGAGGUUCAAGAACAAGAUAAUCCAGAGCAGCAAAAUUUUGACAUCUGCAGGAUUUGAGGAGAGUUUCUUCAAGCACUACAUGGACACGGUUCUACAUGUUGUAGAGCAAUGUCAAGCAGAUGCAAAUGCACUGUUCAGGCUCUUCAAUGAUCCGACUACCUCUGACGGUGUUGUGCAGUAUCUCAGGCUGCUCACUUCAGCGCACCUGCAAAACCAUGCAGACUUCUUUUGCAACUUUGUGGAGGCCCCUGAUCUACAAGUCUACUGUCAUCAAGAAGUGGAGCCUAUGGCAAUGGAGUGUGAUCACGUGGACAUCUUGGCCCUGUCGCAGGCUCUGGACAUCUGCAUCCACAUUGUCUCUAUGGAGGGUGAUGAAGAACAGCUGGCUCACCAUAUCAUUCCAGAGGGCGGGGAACCGUCCCUUUAUCUCCUCUACCAAGGAUCUCAUUAUAACAUUCUCUACCCUCGGCCACAACUAUGACCACUGGAACUCAGCUCAGGAAUAUUGACUUUGGUUGAAUGAAUUCCAGCUGGGCUUUAAGACACUUAUGAAAUCAGAUUUUUAUAAAAUCUUGCAGUUUACAGGAAUUCAACAGCUGGAGACUUGACCACUGCACAGUAGGCACAGAACAUUUUAGAUGAAUUAAAAUGC
Archocentrus centrarchus (flier cichlid) is the source of this 981-nucleotide messenger RNA. Its product is annotated as ubiquitin thioesterase OTUB2. The coding region runs from base 127 to 810 and encodes 227 amino acids. NCBI's taxonomy places the organism in Eukaryota, Metazoa, Chordata, Actinopteri, Cichliformes, Cichlidae. The transcript is spliced from 6 exons. Gene Ontology annotation, cellular component: nucleus. The record is from RefSeq and is a predicted model, not a curated record. Gene Ontology annotation, biological process: negative regulation of double-strand break repair; protein K48-linked deubiquitination. Gene Ontology annotation, molecular function: cysteine-type deubiquitinase activity; ubiquitin binding.